Messenger RNA from Neolamprologus brichardi, 742 nucleotides. RefSeq names its product fucose mutarotase (gene fuom). Gene Ontology annotation, biological process: fucose metabolic process. NCBI's taxonomy places the organism in Eukaryota, Metazoa, Chordata, Actinopteri, Cichliformes, Cichlidae. The record is from RefSeq and is a predicted model, not a curated record. Gene Ontology annotation, molecular function: fucose binding; racemase and epimerase activity, acting on carbohydrates and derivatives.
CGCGUCGCUUGAGCCGUCCCCGAUUCUCCGUGUUUUGAGGCUGCAGGAAUGGUCGUGCUAAGAGGAAUCCCCUCUGUUUUAUCACCUGAACUUCUGUAUGCUCUCGCUAAAAUGGGCCACGGGGAUGAACUGGUGCUUGCUGAUGCCAAUUUCCCAGCAUCUUCUAUUUGUGCAUGUGGCCCAAAGGAGAUAAGGGCUGACGGGUUGGGGAUCCCACGGCUUAUGGAGGCUGUUUUGAAGCUUUUGCCCCUGGACACCUAUGUCCCCUCUCCGGCUGCAGUUAUGGAUCUAGUAGAUAGUGACAAGCAGAGAGGUUUAGCUGUGCCUGUGUGGGACACCUACAAACAGCUCUUGAGCCAGGCAGGCUCUCAGGUUUCUCUUGAAAAGGUGGAAAGGUUUGCUUUCUAUGAAAGAGCCAAGAAGGCCUAUGCUGUUGUGGCAACAGGGGAGACAGCUCUGUAUGGUAACCUGAUACUGAAGAAGGGGGUCAUUCCUGCUGAGCAGCUACAGUGACACACACACACAUUUUGAACACAUGUGAUGAUUUCAGUUUUUAUUUUUCUGUUGUUCUGUGGUAUUAGGCACUAAUUGAAUUCUUUACCGUCAAAAUCAUCAUAUUUUGUGAAUUCAGAUGCAUUUAUUUCGAAUCUGUAAUCACUGCUGUAAAUACAAUCUAUAUUUUUUAUAACUGAUUUCUGCAUUAUAUGUUUAUAUCAAUAAAUAAAUGAAACACAGUCUCUGA